CAUGGAGUGUGGAAAGACCUUUAUUCAUAGCAGUUACCUUAACUCCCACAGGAGGAUCCACACAGGAGAAAAGCCCUAUCAAUGUGUGGACUGUGGAGAGGGCUUUAGGUGGAAUUGUGAUCUUACUUCCCAUAAAAGGAUCCACACAGGGGAGAAACCAUAUGAAUGCAAGGAGUGUGGAAGAAGCUUUAGCUUUAGCAGUAGUCUUAAUUCCCACAAGAGGAUCCAUACAACAGAGAAGCGAUAUCAAUGUGUGGAAUGUGGAGAGGGCUUUCGAUGGAUUUGUGAUCUCACAUCCCAUAAAAGAAUCCAUACAGGGGAGAAACCAUAUGAAUGCAUGGAGUGUGGGAAGAGCUUUGCAAGGAGUAAUGCUCUUAAUUACCACAGAAGGAUCCACACACAGGAGAAGCCAUAUCAGCCGAGGAAGUAUGGGAAGAGCUUCAAUAGCAAUAAGAGUAAUCCUCGAUUUAUGACUGCAAUUGAAAUUUCUCCUUGGGGCUGUGGGAAGAAUGGUGCAAGUCCUGGGCGGAAGAGCCAAGAAGAGGCAUCCAAUAGUUUAGAGGUCCAGUGCUGUCACUUCAGGAGAGUGCGGUUUCAGAAUGGGAGCCGUCCCCGAGAUGUUUGCACUCAGCUUCACUACCUUUGUCGACAGUGGCUGCAACCAGAAAAACACACAAAGGCUCAGAUGCUGGACCUGGUGCUCCUGGAACAAUUACUGGCUGUCCUUCCCCCAGAGAUGGCAAAAUGGGUGCGGGAGUGUGGAGCAGAGACCACUUCUCAGGCGGUGUCUCUGGCUGAAGGCUUCUUGCUGACCCAGGAGGAGGAAAACAUGCAAGAAGAGUUGCAGAAAUCCUUGGAAGCUGUGACUGAGUAUCCUAAGGGGAGGAAAGAUUCAUUCACAUCUUUUCAAGAGUUUCUCUUCAGGGAGAACUUCCAGAAAGGUCAAAGUCAAGAUGCUACGCAAGAGAGUAGAAUGCUGUCCUUUGAGUUUUCAGAAUCCCCUCUUUGUGCUGGAGCUGAAAGAUUAGUUGAAUCUCUACGUCAGGAUGUCGUGUCUUUUGAGGAAGUGGCUGUGUAUUUCUCCAAUGAGGAGUGGUCUCAACUGGAUGCUGACCAAAAAGCUCUCCACGGAGAAGUCAUGCUGGAGAAUUCCAGGAAUCUGUUUUCUCUGGGCUAUAAUGGGCAAAAGAAUAAGAAUUGCAAGCAGGAGUGCCAAGCGAUCCAUUCGAAAUGGGGGGAAAGGAAAUUUGAAGAUCAGAUGCAACCAAAGAAUGAUGAAACAAAGAAAUCACAAAGUGGAAUUGAAAAUGGUUUUUUUCGGGUCCGUUGGCUUCGUAAUCAUACAGUGAUCAAUAAGGGAGAAAGAUCAUAUAAGUCCAUGGAGUGUGGAAAGAAAUUCAAUAAAUCCGAUUGUCUCUUUUUUCAUAAAAAGACACAUUCAGAAGAGAAACCAAAUACCAGCAGGGAGUGUGGAAAUACACUCUAUGAUAAUCACUCUCUUAGAAAACAUGAAAGGAAUCACAAAGGUGAAAGACUUUAUAUAUGCUUGGAGUGUGGAAAGACCUUUACUUGUAGCAGUAGUCUUAAUUCUCACAAUUUGAUCCACACAGGAGAGAAGCCAUAUCAAUGCAUGGAGUGUGGAAAGGGUUUUAGGACAAGUAGUCAUCUUACAUCGCAUAAUAGGAUUCACACAGGUGAAAGACCUUAUAAAUGCUUGGAGUGUGGAAAGACCUUUACUCGUGGCACUUACCUUAAUUCUCACAAGGGGAUCCACACGGGACAGAAACCAUAUCAAUGCAUGGACUGCGGAAAGACCUUCUGUUUUAAUCAUUCUCUUAUAAGACAUCAAAGGAAUCACAAAGGAGAAAGACCUUAUACAUGCUUGGAGUGUGGAAAGACUUUUACUUGUAGCAGUAGUCUGAAAUCCCACAAUUUGAUCCACACAGGAGAGAAGCCUUAUCAAUGCAUGGAAUGUGGAAAGGGUUUUAGGAAGAGUGGUAAUCUUAAUACCCACAAGAGGAUCCACACAGGAGAGAAACCGUAUCACUGCAUGGAAUGUGGAAAGACCUUUUCUCAUAAUAACUCACUUAUAAGACACCAAAGGGUUCACACAGGAGAAAGACCUUAUAAAUGCACGGAGUGUGGAAAGACCUUUACUCGUAGUAGUAAUCUUAAUUCCCACAAGAGGAUCCACACAGGAGAAAGACCGUAUAAAUGCAUGGCGUGUGGAAAGACCUUUAUUUGCAGUAGUAAUCUUAAUUCCCAGAAGAGGAUCCACACAGGAGAGCCUUAUGAAUGCAUGGAGUGUGGAAAGGCCUUUACUUGUAGCAGAAGUCUUGAUUACCAUAAGAGGAUCCACACAGGAGAGAAGCCCUAUCAAUGUAUGGAGUGUAGAAAAGUUUUCAGGAACAGAAAUGCUUUGAUUCACCAUAAAACUAUUCAUACAGAGAAGAAGCCAUAUCAAUGCAUUGAAUGUGGAAAAGCCUUCUGUUAUUCUGAGUCUCUUAUAAUCCAUCAAAGGAUUCACACAGGAGAACGACCUUAUAAAUGCAUGGAGUGUGGAAAGACCUUUACUAGUAGCAGUAGUCUUAAUGUGCACAAGAGGAUCCACACAGGAGAACGACGUUACAAAUGCACAGAGUGUGGAAAGGCGUUUACUUGUAACAGUAAUCUUAAUUACCACAAGAGGAUCCACACAGGGGAACAACCUUAUAAAUGCAUGGAGUGUGGAAAGACCUUUACUUGUAGCAGUAGUCUUAAUUCCCACAAGGAGAUCCACACAGGAGAAAGACCUUAUAAAUGCAUGUAGAGUGGAAAGACCUUUACUUGUAGUAAUGGUCUUAAUUCCCACAAGAGGACCUACACAGAAGAGAAGCCAUAUAAAUGUGUAAAAGAAUCCAUACUAGAGAAAAGAACUAGAGGUGGGUUUCUACUGGUUCACAUGGUUCGGGGUUUUAGCUCCACCCAUAAUCCUCAAGUAAAAGGAGCCUGUGAAUGUCCGAAUGCAGUCCUUGAGCAGUGCCUUCAAUGCUACAUGAACUACCAGCAAAUCAAUUGGGCUGAACAUUUACCUUUUGCUGAGGUGGCGUACAAUAACUCUGUACACAGCAGCACUGAAUUUGCCCCCUUUGGAGUGGCCAAGAUUGCCUUGGAAAAUUUGGCCAGACCUCUUGUGAACAGAAAGACCUGUGGAGAUCCUUGGGUCCAUUUUGGAGCUGGAUUAGAGACCAGAGAGAAGAUGGAGGGACAACACCCAGCAGAUGCAGAAGUUAGAAAAGGCCCUCCAGCUGCUCAGCCUUGGGGCUGUGGGAAGAAUGGGGCAAGUCCUGGGCAGAAGAGCCAAGAAGAGGCAUCCAAUAGUUCAGUGGUCCAAUGCUGUCAUUUCAGGAGAGUGCGGUUUCAGGAGGGGAGCCGUCCCCGAGAUGUUUGCACUCAGCUUCAUUACCUAUGUCAUCAGUGGCUGCAACCAGAAAAACACACAAAGGCUCAGAUGCUGGACAUGGUGCUCCUGGAGCAAUUGCUGGCUGUCCUUCCCCCAGAGAUGGCAAAAUGGGUGCGGGAGUGUGGAGCAGAGACCAGUUCCCAGGCGGUGGCCCUGGCUGAAGGCUUCUUGCUGACCCAGGAGGAGGAAAACACGCAAGAAGAGUUGCAGAAAUCCAUGGAAGCUUUGACCGAGUAUCCUGAGGAGGGGAAAGAUUCAUUCAGAUCUUCUCAAGAGCGGUUUUUCCAGAAAGAUCAAAGUCAAGAUGCUAUGCAAGAGAAUCGAAAGCUAUCCUUGGAGUUUUUAGAAUCACCUCUUUGUGGUGGAGCUGAAGGAUUAGCUGAACCGCUACUUCAGGAUGUCGUGUCUUUUGAGGAAGUGGCUGUGUAUUUCUCCGAGGAGGAGUGGUCUCAGCUGGAUGUUGACCAAAAAGCGCUCCAUGGAGAAGUCAUGCUGGAGAAUUCCAGGAAUCUCUUUUCUCUGGGCUUUAAUGGGCAAGAGAAUAAGAAUUGCAAGCGUGAAUGUCAAUCGAUCCAUUCGAAAUGGGGGGAAAGGAAAUUUGAAGAUCAGAUGCAACCAAAGAAUGAUGAAACAAAGAAAUCACAAAGUGGAAUUAAAAAUGGUUUUUCUCGGGUCCGUCGGCUUCCUAACCAUGCAGUGAUCAAUAAUGGAGAAAGACCAUAUAAAUCCAUGGAGUGUGGAAAGAGGUUCAAUAAAUCCUAUCAUCUCUUUUCUCAUAAAAAGACACAUUCAGAAGAGAAACCAAAUACUUGCAUGGAGUGUGGAAAGACCUUCUCCUUUAAUUCUUCACUUAUAAGACAUCAAAGGAAUCACAAAGGAGAAAGGCCUUAUAAAUGCAUGAAGUGUGGAAAAACCUUUAAUUGUAGCAGUAGUCUUAAUUCCCACAAUUUGAUCCACACAGGAGAGAAGCCAUAUCAAUGCAUGGAAUGUGGAAAGACCCUUACUUACAGCAGUAGUCUUUAUUACCACAUGAGGAUCCACACAGGAGAAAGACCUUAUAAAUGCAUGAAGUGUGGAAAAACCUUUAAUUGUAGCAGUAGUCUUAAUUCCCACAAUUUGAUCCACACAGGAGAGAAGCCAUAUCAAUGCAUGGAAUGUGGAAAGGGUUUUAGGAAGAGUGGUAAUCUUAAUACUCACAAGAGAAUCCACACAGGAGAGAAACCGUAUCAAUGCAUGGAGUGUGGAAAGACCUUCAUUAAUACCAUCAANCUUAAUUCCCACAAUUUGAUCCACAAAGGAGAGAAGCCAUAUAAAUGCAUGGAGUGUGGAAAGAGUUUUAGGAAGAGUGGUAAUCUUAAUACUCACAAGAGGAUCCACACAGGAGAGAAACCGUAUCAAUGCAUGGAGUGUGGAAAGUAUUUUAGGAACAGUGGUAAUCUUAAUACUCACAAGCGGAUCCACACAGGAGAGAAACCGUAUCAAUGCAUGGAGUGUGGAAAGACCUUCUGCUAUAAUCGUUCUUUUUUAACCCAUCAAAUGGAUCACACAGGAGAAAGACCUUAUAAAUGCAUGGAGUGUGGAAAGACCUUUACUUGUAGCAGUAGUCUUAAUUUCCACAAGAGGAUCCAUACUGGAGAAAGACCAUAUAAAUCCAUGGUGUGUGGAAAGAUUAUUAAAUCCAAUCAUCUAAUUUGUCAUAAAAAGGCACAUUCAGAAGAGAAACGAUUUACCUGCAUGGAGUGUGGAAAGACCUUUACUCGUAGCAGUACUCUUAAUUUCCACAAGGGGAUCCACACAGGAGAGAAGCCCUAUCAAUGCAUGGAGUGUGGAAAGGGUUUUAGGAAGAGAAGUGCUCUGAUUCGACAUAAAACUAUCCAUACAGAAGAGAAGCCAUAUCAAUGCAUGGAGUGUGGAAAGACCUUUACUCAUAGUAGUAGUCUUAAUAACCACAAGAAGAUCCACACAGGAGAGAAGCCAUAUCAAUGCAUGGAGUGUGGAAAGACCUUUACUUGUUUCAGGAGCUUUAAUCCCCAUAAGAGGAUUCACACAGGAGAUAGACCUUAUAAAUGCAUGGAAUGUGGAAAGACUUUUAUUUAUAGCAGUCAUCUUAAUUCCCACAGGAGCAGCCACACAGGAGAGAAGCCAUAUAAAUGUGUGGAAUGUGGAAAGAGCUUUAUAUGGAAUUCUGCUCUUACCACCCAUAAAAGAAUCCACACAGGAGAAAAACCAUAUCAAUGCAUGGAAUGUGGAAAGAGCUAUGCUCGUAGUAGUGGUCUUAAUUCCCAUAAGAGGAUCCACACAGGAGAAAGACCUUAUCAAUGCAUGGAGUGUGGAAAGACCUUUACUCGUAGUUAUAAUCUUAAUUCCCACAAGAUGAUCCACACAGGAGAAAGACCUUAUAAAUGCAUGGAGUGUGGAAAGAGUUUUAUUUGUAAGAGUUAUCUUCAUCGCCACAAGAAGAGCCACACAGAAAAGAAGUCAUAUAAAUGUGUGUAAUCUGGAGAGGGCUUUAGAAAAAGUUGCAAUCUCACUUUCCAUAAAAGGAUCCAUACGGGAGGGGGGGGAAAGCAUAUGAAUGCAUGGAGUGAGGAAAGAGCUUUGCAAGGAGUAAUGCUUUUACUCGCCAUAGAAGCAUCCACACACAGGAGAAAUAAUAUGAAUAAAGGAAUUCUGGGAAGAGUUUCAAUAGAAAUCCAAGUAGUUCUCGCCUUAUGA
Molecule: messenger RNA, 6157 nt
Organism: Thamnophis sirtalis
Lineage: Eukaryota; Metazoa; Chordata; Lepidosauria; Squamata; Natricidae
Source: RefSeq, a predicted model, not a curated record